AUGCUCCUGUACCGAGGGGCCCCCGCGGGCCCUGGCGCGCCGGGUGGCGCGCUGGCCCGGCCGGGCGGCGGCCCGGCGGGCCGAGGCCUCACCCGGGACGGGACCUUCUCUCGCCCCCAGAUGAGCCCCCGCUACCUACAGAGCAACUCCAGCAGCCACACGCGACCCUUCAGUGCCAUCGCGGAGCUGCUAGAUAAUGCUGUAGAUCCAGAUGUAUCCGCCAGGACGGUCUUUAUAGAUGUUGAGGAGGUCAAGAAUAAAUCUUGUUUGACCUUUACUGAUGAUGGAUGUGGGAUGACACCUCAUAAACUACACCGAAUGCUCAGCUUUGGCUUUACAGAUAAAGUAAUAAAGAAGAGCCAGUGUCCAAUCGGAGUCUUUGGUAAUGGUUUCAAGUCAGGCUCCAUGCGUCUAGGAAAGGAUGCUCUUGUCUUCACCAAGAAUGGGGGUACUCUCACUGUUGGACUACUGUCACAAACCUAUCUGGAAUGUGUCCAGGCCCAAGCAAUUAUUGUACCAAUUGUUCCAUUCAACCAGCAAAACAAAAAAAUGAUUAUUACUGAGGAUUCCUUGCCCAGCCUAGAAGCCAUCUUGAACUAUUCAAUUUUCAACAGUGAAAGUGACCUGCUGUCCCAGUUUGAUGCCAUCCCAGGCAAAAAAGGCACUCGUGUUCUCAUUUGGAACAUCCGCAGAAAUAAAGAUGGAAAGUCCGAGUUGGACUUUGAUACAGAUCAGUAUGACAUCCUGGUAUCAGACUUUGGCACAGAAGAAAAAGAGACUGGUGGUAUUACCUCUGAGCUGCCAGAAACAGAGUAUUCUUUACGGGCAUUUUGUGGUAUUUUAUAUAUGAAGCCACGAAUGAAAAUUUUUCUGCGUCAAAAGAAGGUGACUACCCAGAUGAUUGCCAAGAGCCUGGCCAAUGUAGGAUAUGAUAUAUAUAAACCUACCUUCACAAAUAAGCAGGUGAAAAUAACUUUUGGGUUCUCUUGCAAGAAUAAUAACCAGUUUGGAGUAAUGAUGUAUCAUAAUAACCGACUCAUAAAGUCUUUUGAGAAGGUGGGAUGCCAGGUGAAGCCAACUCAUGGAGAAGGUGUGGGAGUAAUUGGAGUCAUUGAGUGCAAUUUCUUAAAACCUGCCUACAACAAACAAGACUUUGAGUACACCAAGGAGUACCGGUUGACAAUAAAUGCCCUUGCCCAGAAGCUCAAUGCUUAUUGGAAGGAAAAGACCUCCCAAGAGAAUUUUGAGACCUCAGCCAUAGUCAGGCCAAUACCGAAGAUUCCUGAUCAGACAUGGGUACAAUGUGAUGAAUGUCUUAAAUGGAGAAAGCUUCCUGGCAAGGUUGAUCCAUCUACAUUACCUGCAAGAUGGUUUUGUUACUAUAAUUCCCAUCCAAAGUACAGGAGAUGCUCUGUUCCAGAGGAACAAGAACUCAUUGAUGAAGACCUGUACUUGAACAAAGCUAAGAAACAAGAUCAAACUGUUGAGAAGAAGAAGUUGCCAAUGGAAAAUGAGAGCCACCAGGUAUUCACUAAUCCACUGAAGAUCCCUUCUAUUCAAGAUAUGGAUGACUUGAAUAAUAAGACAACUGGAUAUGAGGGAAUUGAUAGCCCUAGCCGGCUUUCAUCUGUUGGAGAAGAAAGCAGAACACCUUCUCUUCAACUUAAGCCUCUGGAUUCCAGUGUUUUUCCAUUUUCCAGUAAGUACAAAUGGAUCCUAGGUGAGGAACCUAUGGAGAAACGAAGAAGGCUCCAGAAUGAUAUGACAACACCUCCUCUGGAUUAUUCCAUGCCUGGCCCUUACAGGAGGGUAGAGGCAGCAGUUGCCUACCCAGAAGGGGAGAACAGCCACGAGAAAUCCAGUUCUGAGAGAAGCACACCACCGUACCUUUCCCCGGAAUACCCCGAAGCAAUCAAGAACACCGGUCAGAGUAGGGAGGUUUCAGGUCUGUAUUCAGGGGCACAAGACCAACAGCAGGGGGCCCUUCUCUCUGAAGAAUUAGAAGAUCAGAUGCCAAGAUUGGUAGCAGAAGAAUCUAACAGGGGCAGCACACACAUAAACAAGGAAGAAGUAAACAAGGGACCUUUUGUAGCUGUUGUCGGUGUUGCAAAAGGUGUUAGAGAUUCAGGAGCUCCCAUUCAGCUGAUCCCUUUUAACAGAGAGGAGCUUGCUGAGAGGAGAAAAGCAGUUGAAUCCUGGAACCCGGUGCCUUAUUCUUCUGUGGCCUCUGCUGCCACCCCUGCUGCAGCCGUUGUGGAGAAAGGAAGAGGCUACGAGGAGAGCGGGGGUCGUAAUACGCCAAAGAUGAAGAACCAAAGAGAGCUAGAAGAACUGAAGAGAACCACAGAAAAGUUGGAACGUGUUUUGGCAGAAAGGAAUAUGUUCCAGCAAAAGGUGGAGGAGCUGGAACAGGAGAGGAAUCACUGGCAUUCUGAAUUCAAGAAAGUCCAACAUGAAUUGGUGACUUAUAGCGCCCAGGAGACGGAAGGCUUGUAUUGGAGCAAGAAACACAUGGGCUAUCGCCAAGCUGAAUUCCAGAUUCUGAAAGCUGAGCUGGAAAGAACCAAAGAGGAAAAGCAGGAACUAAAAGAGAAACUGAAAGAGACGGAGACACACCUGGAAGUGCUGCAGAAGGCUCAGGUCUCCUACCGGACCCCAGAGGGAGAUGACCUAGAAAGGGCUUUGGCAAAGCUUACGCGGCUGCGUACCCACGUCAGCUAUCUCCUUACUUCUGUCCUCCCUCACUUGGAGCUUCGUGAGAUCGGGUUUGACUCAGAACAAGUGGAUGGGAUCCUGUAUACGGUGCUGGAGGCAAAUCACAUACUGGAUUGAGCACCAGAUACUUUAUAUCCCCUUUUCUACCCUUCUCUUCCCUCUCCUUUCCUCCCUCCCUCCCACACCUCUCUCUCUUUUCUCUCUCUCUCCCUCUUCCCUCCCUCCCUCUCUCUCUCUUUCUUUCUCUCUCACCUUUAUGCCUUACAUCGAGAAUCUUUGAGUAAAUCCUGGCUCUUAAUCAGUCUGCUUCUCAUUCAGUCUUGGUGUGGAGAAAGAGUCUAGUUAAAUAGGCUUUUAAGAAUCCCAGGAACAGAAGAGUAAUAGUCACCAAACCAGGUGACUGGAAAGCUUUAACUUUCAUGACUCAGAUACUUGGCCUAUUUCGUAUUGUUUCUGAAAUGAUUUGUAUUCAUUUAGGUUAAAUCAGUCAGCAAAUAUUGGGUCCAAUGUACCAAGUGUUUGGGGAUAAGUUAAGAAGCAUAACUCAUGGUUUCAGCCUUCAAGGAUCUCACAAUCUAGUUGGAAACACAAGAUACACACCAAGUUAAUUGACUUGUACAAGCAAGUGGCACAAACAUGAUAGAGAAGUUCUGGGGGAGGAAGGCAUCACAUCAGAAAUGGGACCUAAACUGAGGUUGGUUUAAAGAGCGGCACGACAACACUGUUAACGACUGUUGUUCUUCACGUGGUAGGACUGUGGUUGAUAGUUUUUCUUCUCCCUAUCUUCCUGCUUUUUUCAAAUUUUCUAUAAUAAACCUGUUAUUCUUCUUACAUUGGAAAAAAUAAAUCGUUUUAAAAAAGAAUGAGUAGGCUUGGAUUUAGAUAUCACAUGAGAGACUGUGAAAACAUAAGGUAAAUUUUAAUUUGUAAUUUAUGUCAUAUUUAGCAUCACUUCUGGAAGCAUAGCAUGAACAAAAGCACAGAAAAGGCUGGAAUGUAAAAAAUGUGUUUGGUAGGAGUGAUGGGUUAAUGUAAAGGGAACUAAGGUUAAAUCAUGACCCAUUUACCUACCCCCCUCUGUGGUAUUUGCAUUUUAAUAAGGAAUUCUUGAAAAAGAAAUCUUCAAGGCUUAAAUUUUUAAACUGUGUAUCAGCAAACUGUGGGACUUCAGGUUGUGGGGGAGGUAUUUUAGAGCAGCGAGAUCUCUUUGCUGUCCCUCAGAAUACACUUACCUACUCUUCAGGCUGGUGCUGAGUGAGGGGUGGCUCUCAUAUCAAAAGUGGUAAAACCUUCUUGUAAAAGUAGACAUUUUGUUUAUUCAUUUCUUUAUUAUAUUUAUUUAUUACUAUAUAUUUACAUAGUGUAUACUCUCCAAACAGUUCAAGGUACUCUUCAAAAGAUACUGAAUAAUAAAUACAUAAAAUAUACCAACAGUGAAAAAUAGGAAGUAAUGGAGAAUCUGUAAAAGGGAGGUGGGAUCAAGCAAUCUGAAAAGAGUUAACUCGUCUGGAGGAAUGUUUUGGGCAUUCAUUCUGUUUCUCCUCUGCGUAGUUACUUCAGAAGACUCUCCCAAACGUGUUUUAACUAUAUUGAAAGGAAGCCCAUCGUCGAUUUUCCCAGUGGGAUUGCAAGGAAUAGGGGGAGGCCAGAGCCAUGAUUUACCACUAGCAUGAGUGCUUAAAGCUGUCCCUGGCCCCCUUUUCUCACAUCACUGCAGCUCUUCCCUGACACGUGAUUGAUUCUCACGUCCAGCAUUUAGACCAUGAUAUGGAAGACCUCGGUUGUCUAAAUAUAAAUUUAUUGAAGGAUGGGUGGGAGCACAUUCAGCCAUUCUCUCAGGGAUACUUCUUCUUCAGAUGGGGGCCGUGAAAGGGCAGGACUUUGCACUGACAGGGACAAUAUUGGAAGGGAGGAUGGUAUAGGGAAAAAUUCAGAGCCUUGAAGAUUCAGCCUGAGAGAAAGGGGAGUGUGUAUGUGUGUGUGUGUGUGUGUGUGUGUGGUCAGUGUAGGGGCAGAGUAGGAAGGAGUACAGGCAAUUGAGCUUUAAAAUGAGAAAGGUGUAAAAAAAUUAAUUCAUCCUUACCAGUACUUACUCUCUGUGGUCUCAACCCCAAACUGCUUCUUCCAGCCACAGUUAUCUGUUGCGUCCAUUCACUACAAUACCAGAGCUACCCCUCUGUUCCCUGUUUACAGUGAAACCAUACCAGCAUGCGGUCCCUUUACCCAAAGUUAAAUGCCACAGAGGAGAGAUUGGAGAGAGUCACCCAGCCCUACUAGAGCUUAUGAUAUAGUGUGGAGGCAAAAGACAUUGAGAAGAAGAAAGUGGGCGUCUCCUGGCUAUCCUGUUAGGGGAACAUAGUCAUAAUCCUCUUUUCAAGUGUCUCUCCCAUUUGCCCUUUAACUUUUAGUUUCCACAGUCAACAUUUAGGUCCUUACAACUUCAUGCCUCCCUAAUUAAAACAGAUUCUUAACUGGCUUCCCUUGUCUCCUAUUCUCACUCGUUCAGCCAACUCUACUCACUGUCACUGAAUCGCUUUUAAUGACCUCACCAGAUUAGGCCUCUGCUCAAAGACUUGCCAGUGUUCCCAGUUGCCCACUGAGUGCAAUACAACUUCCCAUCUGGCUUCAACCACGCACUCCAGACUCUUCCAGCAUUCCAAACACAAAGCAUGUUCCAUCCAAACUGAACUACUUUUCAGUUUCUGAACCUGUCUUGAGAUUUUCUCCUUUUCCACCUUUGCCACUUCAUUCUCUUUGCCUGGAAUGUCUUCCUUCAUCAUCUUUCCUUUGGCUCAAAUAUCACCUUUUUUCUUGGAAACCCCUCUGAUUAACCUAGCCAAACAUGACGUUUUCUUUGAACAUACAAGUUUUUUGUCACUUAUAAGGCUCUUAUCACAAAUUUCCUUGUUCUGUGUUCCCUAUUAGCUCCACAUUCAAAUAUUCAACCACCUACUUGACAUUUACACUUCCAUGUCUCACAGGCAUUUCAAAUAAAUCAUGUUAAACAGUGAUACAUACACACCGUGGGACUGUUCCUUCCUCCAACUUUCCUCAUUUCAGAAAAUGGCACCUCCACCCACCCAGUUGCUUAAGCUGUAAACCUGGAAGUCAUCCUAGAUCCUCCUCUCCUCUAGCCCCACACAUCCAGCCUGCCAGAAAGUCUGUCAAUUCUGUCUUCGAAGUAUAGUUUGACUCUACUCAUUUUUACCACAUCUAUCUUAAUACAAACUAUCAUCACCUCCCACAAAUAAUUGCAAGUCCUAAAUGGUUCCUUGCUUCCACUCUUGUUCCCACAAUUGUCUUACUACAACCAGAGUGAUUAAAAAAAAA
Molecule: messenger RNA, 6045 nt
Organism: Vicugna pacos (alpaca)
Lineage: Eukaryota; Metazoa; Chordata; Mammalia; Artiodactyla; Camelidae
Source: RefSeq, a predicted model, not a curated record